Molecule: messenger RNA, 1386 nt
Organism: Manis javanica (Malayan pangolin)
Lineage: Eukaryota; Metazoa; Chordata; Mammalia; Pholidota; Manidae
Source: RefSeq, a predicted model, not a curated record
CCUCCAGCUCCUCCUGGCUCCGCUCCUCUCUCGGUCCAGUCCAAGGCUCUUUCCCGCUGCCGUCGCAGCCUCUGGUGGUACCGCAGCCACCUCUGCGCUCCGCGCCAUGCGCAACAUCGUGCUCUUCAGCGGCAGCUCGCACCAGGACCUGUCCCAGCGCGUGGCCGACUGGCUGAGCCUGGAGCUGGGCAAGGUGGUCACCAAGAAGUUCAGCAACCAAGAGACCAGUCCUGGAAAACCUGGCAUGGAGAUUGGGGAAAGUGUGCGCGGGGAAGAUGUCUAUAUCAUCCACAGUGGCUGUGGAGAAAUCAACGACCACGUGAUGGAGCUCCUCAUCAUGAUCAACGCCUGCAAGAUUGCGUCGCCCUCCAGGGUGACUGCCAUCAUCCCGUGCUUCCCGUAUGCCCGCCAAGAUAAAAAGGACAAGAGUCGUGCUCCAAUUUCUGCAAAACUUGUGGCCAACAUGCUCUCGGUUUCUGGGGCGGAUCACGUCAUCACCAUGGACCUGCAUGCCUCUCAGAUCCAGGGGUUCUUUGAUAUUCCUGUGAAUAGUGCAGUCCUGCAGUGGAUACGGGAGAAUAUUGCCGAAUGGAAGAACUGUAUCAUUGUCUCACCUGACGCUGGUGGAGUCAAAAGGGUCACAUCCAUUGCAGACAGGUUGAAUGUGGAAUUUGCCUUGAUUCACAAAGAGAGAAAGAAGGCAAAUGAAGUAGACCAGAUGUUUCUAGUGGGCAACGUGAAGGACCACGUGACCAUCCUUGUGGACGACAAGGCUGAUACGUGUGGCACAAUCUGUCACGCUGCAGACAGGCUCCUCUCAGCCAGAGCCACCAAAGUUUAUGCUAUUCUUACCCAUGGGAUCUUCUCUGGGCCAGCUAUCUCCAGAAUAAACAAUGCUUCUUUUGAAGCUGUUGUUGUCACAAACACAAUUCCACAAGAGGAGAAAAUGAAACACUGCUCCAAGAUUCAGGUUAUUGACAUUUCGGUGAUCCUGGCCGAGGCGAUCCGAAGGACACACAAUGGUGAAUCGUCUUACCUGUUCACCCACGUCCCACUAUAAAUCCAGGACGUGUGGCACAAGCCCGCUCUGGCUACUGACUUGUGUGCAUUUAUCUGAUUUUUUAAUUUUAGGACUCAGCAAUUAUAGCAUAACGCAAAAGCAGCAGAUCUUCGUACACUCCAAGAGCCAUUGCUUCCCCCUUCUAAAGCUCAAGACUGUUUAUUUCCAGUUUGGGGGGUGGUAUUUGAUCUUUAAGUGAACUACCUUAAAUGAGAAAUGUUCUUGUCAUCUUGACUUGUUCUAAUAGGUGACUUUUUUCUUUUGUCAGUACUUUGAAGCCACAGCUUUCAAGUACAUCAUUCCAUUGUGGAAGUUCAUAGUUUAUA